UUGGGAGUGUAUAUUUUAAUUUAUUUCAUUAAUAGAUUGCUUAAGCUAGAUUUAGAGUAAAAUAUCAUGAUCGAGUCGACAAUUGGAGCGGAAAGAAUCUGCAUUAGAGAUGAUCGGAACAUCAAAAAAAAGAAGUGAAGUUAGAAAGCAAUAUGAUAGGUGGUAAUUAUCUUGUACGGUUUGGGGGAUAAUUGAUAUACCUGUAUUAGUGGGGGUAGCAUUCAAUCGAACAUACAGAAAAUUGGAGGUAGCAUUCUACUACAGAUGUUAAAUCAUGGACUGGUUCCUUUAGCCCUUUUGCAAUGUUUUGGGAUUCUAUAAUUCAAACGGACUACCACAAGAAAGUCGCUCCUAUCUAUGACCACUUGUCAUGAAAAAUGUAAAAUAUCUACUUUCUUGUCUUGCCUCUCUGAAACGAGUAUCUAAGUAUCCUUUUUUUAAGGGGAGCUGGUCCGUGUGGCCAGCUAAAGAAGAUGACAACGGAAAGGGAGCCUGAACGAGGAAUUUGAAGAUGAGGAAGCGUUAUCAUCAGUAGUGAGUCCAACUCGGGGCUGUCGUGUGGGUUGGAACUCUAAGGAUCAAAGCUUUUUAAGACGGCUUAAAGCUUUUGAUGGGUAAUCAUUAUCGUAAGUUUUUAGUGCCUUCGUUCCAUUGGUUAGUUUCAUCGAAGCAGUAAGCACACGCUCAUGAUUUCACUGUUCAUUACUCAAAAUCCAAAACUGAUCUCUUUCUUGCAUGAUUUCGUUAUCUGUUCAUGCGCUCUGAUACUGGUUUUACGCUUCAUUGGCUGCGCACCUUCUCCAAUGCCUUCUCCCUUAAAUUCUUUCCCUUUUCUUCUUCCCCUUCAAUUUUCCAACUCUUUUGGUGAAGAGGAAAUGGACCCUUUUCCUUCGUCAUGCCAUCUUUCCCCUCUCCAUUUCAGGAGCUGCAAUUUUGGGUUUCAAGACAGCAUUUUUGACGUUGUUCCAUUGUUUGAGACAUGCCCAAAUGACUCCUUUUUGGUUCUAAAGGAUAUUGAACCCAUUAACACCAUUAUAUCAGAAGAUGGUGGAGAAAAUGAAAAGAAUGGAUUAGAGAGGAAAGAAGGGAGGGGCAAAAGGAAGUGGUGCGGAGAAACGAGCAGCAGCCCAUCAAAAGGUUUGUCAAGAAAGACAAUAUCUGAGUACUUCUGGAUGCCCAUAAGUCAGGCCGCUAAGGAAUUGAAUGUGGGGCUCACUCUGUUGAAGAAGAGGUGUAGAGAAUUGGGCAUAAGGAGAUGGCCUCAUAGGAAGUUGAUGAGCCUCCAAACGCUAAUCAAGAAUGUGAAGGAGCUUGAGAAAGAAGAUGGAGUGAAGCUAAGGCAUGUAUUGGAGAUAUUAGAGAAUGAGAAGAAGUUAAUGGAAGAGAGACCGGAUUUACAGUUAGAGGACAACACGAAGAGGCUUAGACAAGCCUGCUUCAAGGCCAACUACAAGAAAAAAAGGCUGUCCGGAACGAACAACUCCUCAGCCACCAGGGUUCUUCAGGAUGAUGAAGAAGAAGAAGAAGAAGAUGAAGAAAUGAAGUAUCUGUUGGCGGAUUGCUCAUUUUCAUUCACUGGUGGCAGCCUGUUGCUGUACUAAAACCAGCAUCAACUUCAAUUCAAUUCAGGGUUUCAUCUUUAUAUCUUUUGUGAGGAUGAUUAGAAAUCACAAACCUCCAUAAGAAUGCCAAGCCCACUCUAACGACCUUGUAAUCUCUCCUCCCAUCUCAUUUCAUCUUUCCUCUCCUUUUCCACCCUCACUCUCUCUCAUGUCUCUCUUGUGGUUAAGGUUGUCAUCUCUUAUGUCUCUCUUUUGGUUAAGGUUAUUAAACCUGUGGACCACAGCACGGCCAAGUCUAUCAACUCGGAGGUGCACUCAGAUUGCAGGUAUUGCAUGAAGCUGAAAUAUCAUUUGAAGUGCACAGUCGAAACAACCGUAUGUUAUUACAAAAUUUUCAAUUACUAGCACAUUAUUACAUUCUUCUGAUAAUCUACGGCAGCAGUAAAUGUCUGCAACAGAAGUUCUCCACCAGAUGGGGUUAACAUGAAAACAUACAAACUACUAAACAAAAA
This is a messenger RNA of Cucurbita maxima (winter squash), 2074 nucleotides long. Its product is annotated as protein RKD1. The record is from RefSeq and is a predicted model, not a curated record. The transcript has 4 exons. Gene Ontology annotation, molecular function: DNA-binding transcription factor activity. NCBI's taxonomy places the organism in Eukaryota, Viridiplantae, Streptophyta, Magnoliopsida, Cucurbitales, Cucurbitaceae. The coding region runs from base 687 to 1601 and encodes 304 amino acids.